AGGAUGAGAAAUAAAGGAGACAGAGAAACCGAGCCGUGGUCACGUUGGAUGUGUUCAGACGCUUUUAAGUUUGCCUUUUAAAAACUGUUUCUCAGAAUCAGGUGUCAUUUCUGAUCCCUGGGGCCUCAUAGUGAGAAACAUACGCUAUCAGGAGAGAACAGACAUCUGUUGCCACACGCGUACACACAUGCACACAGCCUCAGAGAUGAGCUUACACGAGUCUACAUUUUGUUGUCAGACAUAAACCCAGUCUGGAAUCGGAAGAAGUUUUUGAAUACGAAGAAAGAAAGUUAUCCAGGUUGGGAAUGACAUUACAUCGAUUCUUAAAGAUGGCUACAGAAUCUGCUGAUCUUGUAACAGAGAUAAGAUCAUUCCACAAAUGCCGAACAGAUCCAGAGAAGGUACAGGGGUGGCACCACAAGACGUUGCUUGUUUGCAGAGCGCAUGGAUCUGGCAGGUGGAGACAUAAUGUCAGUUAAGUUGAAGUUUGAAAGCCCGGCUGAUGGUGGAAUGGUACAUCGGAGCCGUUCUUUCACCGGCGUCAACACGCUCGUUGGCCGCAGAAGACAUUCCUCGGUCCGCAGCUCUCUCAGAUCUAAAGCGGCGGCAGGAAAAUCUCCCAGAAUUCCCACUUCUAGUCGUACGGGCAGCAGCAUCUGGGGGCAGCAGCCAGAGCAGGUGGACAGAAUCUUCCAGGCCCUACGGAAAGGUCUCAAGGAUUACUUGGAGAACCAUCAAACAGAACUGGAUUUCUUGUCAUCUCAGCAGCGGGACACCAAAAGAAACUCCAGAUUGGCUUUUUUCUAUGACCUGGAAAAGGAGAUUCGAGCCUUAGAGAGAUACAUACGACGGCUAGAGUUUCAGAUUAGUAAGGUAGAAGAGCUGUAUGAGUCCUACUGCAUCCAGUGGCGACUGUGUCAGGGUGCUUUAAACAUGAAGAGAGCGUUUUCUCUCUCUCCUUCUUCACGACAAUCCAGAGAGAGUUUACUAGAGUUGAGCCGAAACCACAGACACAGUCUGGAGGACAUGUCUGCAAUGGAAGGAGAACUAGAGAUCCUGCUGGGAGAGCUACAAAUCAAAAUGAAAGGGUUGAUAGGUUUCGCUCGGCUUUGCCCAGGAGAUCAGUAUGAGGUGUUAAUCCGGUUGGGCCGACAGAGAUGGAGAAUCAGAGGACGAAUACAGACUGAUGACAAACAGCUGUGGGAUGAGGAGGAGAUGGUCUUUCUCCCUCACAUUCAUGCCAACUUUGAGGUUAAGGUGACAGAGGUGAAGGGGCUGAGCUCAAUCCUGGUCGGCAUGGUAACAUGCAGGAGUGCUGAUUUUUUUACAUCACGACCGCAGAUGAUGGUUGUCGACAUUACGGAACUUGGAACCAUUAAACUGCAGCUCGAAGUGCUUUGGAAUCCAUUUGAUAGCAGUGAGGUGAGACCGAUCAUAGCAUCUGCCAGCCGACAGUCUAUCCACAGAAAGGGAUCCAUAUACAGCUGGACACCUCCCAACACACCCAGUUUCACAGAGAAAUACUUUUUAUCUAUGAUGCGGCAGCUACAGGAUGCAGACAGCUCUUUUUCCAUUGGUUCACGCGAAUCUAGGGGCGUGUCUUUACUCAGCUACCUGGCCGACUCCACCCAAACUCUCAAUCCUCCAGCCUAUGAGAAGACGGAUCACCUGCCGCUCACACCCCGCCAAGAUACAAAGUUACAAAAUGAAGAGAUACUAAAGACGCCACCAGGGGAUGCAGAGGAGAGUCUGGAAUGGCCAUCAGAGACGGACACAGCAACCCCCAGCCCUGCAGACAGCAAGCGAGACUCCAUCUUCCUCUUCCACCGUUAUAGCACACCUGACAUCCUCCGGAAAAAUGCAAACGUAACCCCCAGCACAGGUGACGGAGAUGCACAGGGGGCCACGGCCCUGGAUGAGACCGCCAUUGAGGAGCCCUCCUUCAACCAGGUACCUGAGACACCUAUCGAGAAGGACAAAAGUUUAAGCAGGUUUCAGAGGAGAGCCGUGUCUAUGAGAAUUAGCUCCCUGCUAGAAGAUCUAGAUUCAGCGCUGCAGGACAUGAGCAUAGCAGAGACAGAGUUAAAGACACUCGAUCUCCAGAUACGCCAACUAAAGGAGGUGUUGAAGAAGGACCCUGACCCUCCACAGAUGCCCUCAUGUGAAACACUAGCUGUGGACGAAGAGGAAGUGCUGGGAAGUUUUGACUUCCUCUCAACAGAUUUUAAUGAAGAUGAAGUCUCGUGCAUGGGCAGUAUCAGGCUCAGAGACACGGGAAUUGGUUCGUUCCACGAGAAUACACUGAGAACUAUGGGUCUAUCAGAAGACAUUAACGAAGGACAGAUCAAACACAAAGAAAACAAUGUCGUAAAGCCAUCAGUUAGUACGGGGGUCUACAGCCUCGACCAAGCCCUGGACACCCACCUAAACAUAUGCAAACUUCUACUGGAGGCACUGAAGUGUGUUAGCUCUGAUCUCGUGCACAAACACAUCACAGAGGAGCUGUCACGACAAACUGACAUGCUGGGAAAAAUCAGCACCCUGUCUAAGACGACAGAUGAGAUCUCAGCAACACAGAUGUUGUGCAGCUCUCCUAAGGGAAUGGAGGUAUUUUGGAAGGAGUGUUGUGAGAGUGACUCACAUUUCUGCUGCUCCACUGAUGGGUUUCUCAGGGCACUGCGCAAACAUUACAUUCACAAAGUCAAAGCCAAACAGCCUGGACAGACUGAUGCAGUUUUUGGUCAGCUGCUUCGUCAGGUUCAGUGCAGUUGUAUGAUGGCGUCUGUAAACCCAUGCAGUACAGACAGAGUGUCUGUGUUUCAACUGUUAGUCUACUUCAAGCGAUGGAAUAUAACUGACUUUGGAGAGCACCUCUCGCAUCUCUCUAAAGAAGUGUAUCUGAUAGCCUGUCUGGAGAGUCCCAAGAGGAGGCGAGCCCUGAAAAAGCUGAACGGGAGGCGGAUCUCCGAGCUGCAGCCAACAAAUCGCACGCUACAGCUUCUAGCCAAACUACAGACCGAUGUCAAUCAAAAGGUGACCUCAGCAGCCGCUUCUUGUCUCAGGAGGGCCUCGAGAUCCAAAUCCUUCAGGACAAAGGCAGUGGUUCGCUAUACAGAUCUGUUGAUAAAAGGGAACGCGCAAGUGCAACGCGAGGCCUGUCUUGCUUUGAAAUGUCUGAAGGCUUCAGAAAGUGCAGAGCAGGUGGCCGAACAGUGGCUGUCCACAGAUGAAGACCUGAGAAACGCUGCCCGUGAGACUGUGUUAUCCUUUGGUAAGAAAGGCCACAUGGCGUUCCAGCAAAUUGAUCGGAUCUUUGAGAUACAGGAUGAGGCUUAUAUGAACCUGGAGACUGAAAUAACAUUCCUUUAAAAAUAAUGGAAACUCGACUGACUUUUUAGGAGAGGACUAGGUAAUGUGGACGUCUCUACUGAGCAGGCUGUUUUUUUAAGGAACACAUUUCCCAAGUGUCUGCUCAUAUUGCCCAAUAUUUAUAUGCAUUGUAGUUCAAGCGUAUGCAUAACUAUGAUGACAAUUCUAUGUAUGUAUUUAUGAAAAAAAAAAGUUUUCUAUGUUUCAUCUGUAUUAAAGAAAAUAACCAUAAAAUAUUAGAAAGUAAA
Molecule: messenger RNA, 3617 nt
Organism: Triplophysa dalaica
Lineage: Eukaryota; Metazoa; Chordata; Actinopteri; Cypriniformes; Nemacheilidae
Gene: ripor3
Product: RIPOR family member 3
Exons: 25
Coding region: 445-3369 (974 amino acids)
Source: RefSeq, a predicted model, not a curated record